CGUGGCUAGGAGUGACGUGGUCUGUGGAAUCCAAACAGAGGGGAGGAGGCCGGCGGCGGCCAGCAGCAGCGGCAGCGACAGCGGCGUCCGGAACGCUCCCGGUUGCCACCCUCCCCGCCCGCCGCUUGUUUGGGCGGGUUUAAAUAGUUGAGUAAGAUCAAGCUGGGUAACCAUGGCUGAAGGUGGAUUUGAUCCCUGUGAAUGUGUUUGCUCUCAUGAACAUGCGAUGAGAAGACUGAUCAACCUGCUUCGGCAGUCCCAGUCCUACUGCACAGACACAGAGUGCCUCCGAGAGUUGCCAGGACCCUCCAGUGACAACAGUGUCAGCAUCACUGUGAUCCUGAUGGCCUGGAUGGUGAUUGCAGUGCUCCUGUUCUUACUGAGGCCUCCUAAUUUGAGAGGCUCCAGCCUCCCCGGAAAGCCCUCCAGUCCUCACAGUGGACAGGACCCGCCUGCUCCGCCUGUGGACUAACGUUGAUGUGGGAAACAGAUGUUAACGCUGUGCACGACCAAAUGACUGAAGAUGACCAGAGUACUCUUAGCUGUUUUUCCUUUUCCAUCUGCGAUUGGGGAUGGUAUUGUUUUCAUGAGCUUAUAGAAAUUUCACAUGCAAACUGACUUUUGCUUCUUGUGUUGCUCAGUUCUUAUUUACGGUAUACCUGAGUAAACGGAUCUAUCAGAACGUUCACAGGACUUUGUUGGUUGGCCUAAUUUUAAACAUUCCACUCGUUGUCCUUGGAACCGUGAUCAUAAUGUCUUUGGUGGUUUCUUGCCCAACUGAAGGAAAAUUGAGAUUUCUGCAUUUAAGUAUUUUAAGUGGUUUUAAUAGAUUUUAAUUUUUUCCAUAAGGUAUUUAUUUGGGGUUAUCUGGUGUGAAUGACAGAGCCAUACUGUAUUUACUUUACCUUGGCAGUUUUCUGUAGUUCUUGGGACAGUGAAGCUUGUAGCCUAUUUUCCUUAGAGCCUCCAGCUGCGAUCCGGGUGGCUACAGAUGGCUCGUGUGGCUAGAAUAGGAAAAGUGAACUGGUUGUUUAAUGAUUUUUUUUAAAUUCACAUUAAAAUUUUCUGAUGUUAAGAAUACUUUAAAUAAACAUGAUUGAUUAAUAUA
Messenger RNA from Myodes glareolus (Bank vole), 1108 nucleotides. NCBI's taxonomy places the organism in Eukaryota, Metazoa, Chordata, Mammalia, Rodentia, Cricetidae. The record is from RefSeq and is a predicted model, not a curated record.